Messenger RNA from Protomyces lactucae-debilis, 820 nucleotides. RefSeq lists its product as uncharacterized. The coding region runs from base 136 to 741 and encodes 201 amino acids. The transcript has a single exon. The record is from RefSeq and is a predicted model, not a curated record. Lineage: Eukaryota; Fungi; Ascomycota; Taphrinomycetes; Taphrinales; Protomycetaceae.
AUUGCAAGAGCCAGAAGAAGCCAAGACCGCAUGCGCAGUGUGCACGGACAAGAGUCAACCUGAGUACUACCGCUUCAGGAAGAGAAUAUAAGAGCUGGCUAGGGAACAUUGCACUUGCUGAACUCGUACCGAACCAUGGCUUCACAUGACAUAGCUGAUGUUCCAACGCUACAUAUUGCCGGCUAUGAGCUUGACCGGAGCCUGGCGCUAUCUAUCAUCUUGGUGCUGGUCCUGGCCGCUCUCCAGCUAGCCUGGCCAACCGUCAAGCUCUACUUUGAACAACGUGGUCGGGGCACUGCAGUGCCAGUCAGAGAAAUGCCCAUCAUCGAGACCAUCUCGGAAGAUCCAAAGCCAGAGCCUGUUCGAAGGCCAUUCAAGAAGCCGAAGGCAGAUAUUUCUAGCUGGAUUGGCAGCGAGAAGGGUGUAACUUCAUCCGCAGCCCUUCAAGAUCCCAACAGCAUCCCUUCUGCUGGCGCUGAAGCGCUGGCACAAUCCAUCAAAGUCACUGAAGAUGGGCAAGUGAUUGAUGUGGACGGCAAAGCUGUUGAAGAAGGCACCAUCGUCUAUAUCCGGCAACAGAUGGUAGACCGUGUACUUAAUACAGGAGGAACAAGUGAGAUGGACGAGAAUGAGGACGCAAUGAUGAAGCUCGAUAUCAUCAAGAGCAUCAAGGCUCUGAGUGAUGCUGAAGUCGUAGAAUGGUUCCAGCAGAACAAGGAACUGCUCAACUACAGCGAUUAGACAAUUUAGAUUAUAAGACACUUGCAUCUGUCAUUCUGAGCUUGCGAUUCAUUCUUCGCUGCUAGACUUCAAGUCGUCC